AGGCUAGUUACUCGAUUCAUCUUUAUCCAUAGGCACUCAAAUAACUAUUGUUCUUUUGCACAUUGAUCAUGCCAUGAAAAAUGAAAUCAACUAUAUGAAGAUAUCCCUCAUUUUGUUGUUUCACAUUCUUUUCCACUUGAUAUGCUCUCUUCCCCACCAUUUUUUAAUACUGCAACAAGGAUGAGAGAAGGAACAAAGUAUUUACUAAAAUAAUGUAAAGGGGCAUCUCAAGAGAUAUAUCAUAGACAUCUAUGUUGGAUUUGUGUUGUGUCGAGAUAUAUCACCCUUAGUUGAAUGUUUGUUCAUCACAAAGUUGAAAAUGGAGUUAUGUGAAGUUAGAGAAUUCUUCGCUCAAAUUAUUUCCAGGGGACAGUACACUGAAAGAGCGGCUGCAGUUGUGACUCAUACAAUUGUUGAAGUCAUACAGGAAUGGCUUUCAAAACCUGAGGAAAUUUCCGCCACAUUACAAUUCGUCGAUAUCUGCAAGUCUUCCAAGAAGAAGACCCAUUAUUUUCUCCGAAAAGAGCGGAAGACUUUUGACACAUCGAUCUUUUCACUUUUUUUCUCGUGGUGA
Molecule: messenger RNA, 574 nt
Organism: Ilex paraguariensis (yerba mate)
Lineage: Eukaryota; Viridiplantae; Streptophyta; Magnoliopsida; Aquifoliales; Aquifoliaceae
Source: the annotation of a GenBank genome assembly